UUUUUUGCUGGUAUAGCACUAGCAGUGAGUGCUACUUCGUGAAACCGCUGACGAUUUGAUUACAUAACACCGCAUCCCGUUCGCUACUGCUGUGCAAACUCGAUUCUUCAAAGGAGAAUACAUUUUCAUUGUGCUGCUGAUAAUAGCAAAGCCUCAGCUUUUCUAACGGACGAUCAGAUGAUGAAGCUGGUGCCUUGGAGCAUGGAGGAAGAAAAUCGAACUUGUGCAUAAUAAAUAUUGGCAUUCUGAUGUUGACUUCGUUCGAGCAAGUUAAUUUGACCUCCACUUUCUGAUGAUUUUUCCGUGGUAUUCAAAGCAACCUGAAGCAAAAUGAUUGGUCACCUGCUCCGAUUAAGACUACUUACCUUUUCACUCGUCUUUUUCAUCGCAACAUCCCUCACCUACCUCUUGCUGUCGACAACAGAGUACUUAUUUGAAAGCAGAGGUACACUAAGAAAGCGGUAUUCCCUAGAGCAGAGCGCUAACUCACACAAUCAAACAUUUCAAGAUUCGGCAAGUAACCUUGUCUACUUGGAGAAGAAAUUAACCAGCGAGUCUGGCUUAGGAGUCAACCCAAUUAUCCCACCCAAAUCAAAGUUGGAUACCCCAAAAUGCAACACCACAGUCUCUAUCCUGAUACCGGGCCUUUACGCCUUCAAGGCGUGGAGGGAGUAUCUGCCAUUCUGGCAGGAGUUUAUGCGUAGCGCUGCGAUGGUACCGGAUUCUAAAGGAGUGCGGACGCUGCAUCUUCAGUGUCCACGGCAACAGUGUGAUGUCAACAUCCGUGUCACCAUGAAUGAGACAUUCCUACAGAGCAGCGAUGCCAUCAUUCUCAAUAUGUUUCCCAACAUUCUGAAAAAUCGGCUCUUGGAUCUUCUCUCCCAUUUAAGGAAUGUUUUGCAUUCUAAACUGCACUGGUUUUUCUACGCCAUGGAAAGUCCUCAGAUGAUGACCUAUUGGGAUUCCAACAUCGGCAAGAUAUUGUACCACCAUUCUAUCCUAUACCACUCCUCUGCAGACAUCCGCCUUCCCUAUGGUGAAUACAUACCCGGGGAGCCUACACAAGUCGGGGCACAAGACUGGACUGUUAACAAAACAUCCGUCAUCGCAUGGAUGGCGAGUAACUGUAAGAACACUUUCUGGCCACGGAACGAGUUUGUUAAGGAGCUUCAGAAACACAUCCCAAUCGACAUCUAUGGUGGUUGUGGAAAGCUAACAUGCCUCCCAGCUCUAUCUGAGAAAUGUACAAAGCUCAUGGCAAGUUAUAAGUUCUAUCUUUCCCUUGAGAACACUGAAUGUGACGAGUAUAUAACGGAGAAGGUGUGGAAUAAUGGCCUCCGUCAAGGUGUGGUUCCGGUUGUUUAUGGCGGCCGGAAGGAAGCUUACGAACGCUUGUUACCUCCCAAGUCGUUCAUCCACAUCAGCGAUUUUGACUCCACUGCAAAUCUAGCAUCUUACCUCAAACUUCUAGACAAAAACAAAAGCAUGUAUAAUUUAUACCAUGCAUGGAGGCAGCAUGGAAGGGUAAAAACUGUAUACCCGCCGUUGGAUUCAAGUAUUUUUUGUGAGGUUGUGCCUUUUGUAUUGAAGCCUCCACCAGCGUUUAAAGUGGUGAAAGAUAGCGAGUAUUUCAGAGUUUGCAAGAACCUGAAGGGGACGUUUGCGGAGGAAGGUUCCUUUAAAACAUUUUCAACAUGGAAAUAGAGCUAUUUUGAACAACCUGCAAACUUGUCACCCACUGGUCUGUUCUGGAUUGAACUGGUUUAAUCCUGGUUGAACCGGUUUAAUCCUGAUUGAACCCACACAAAACUGGAUCUACCCUUACCAAAAAUGUGCAAUUCAUUUCAAUUGGAUAUGCAGUUAGAAAGAAUUGGAUUGAGUUGGUGUGAGUUGGUUUAGUAAAAAUUUAAAAAACAAACUUAAAUUCCAAUUGGAAUCAAAUCUUUUAGACAACUCUGUCCAUUCAGAAAUCCAAUUGGACUCGGUUUUCUUGAUUCAAUUGAAUUGGAAUGGGAGACUUUUCAACGCCAGGCGGCAGCAGACUUAGCGGGUAAAGUUCCAUUGUUUACGUAGUUCUAAACAUGCGCGUAAUUCUGAGAACAAUGGAUUUACUCGGUAAGUCUGCCGCCACCUAACAUCACAGAAAGUCUCCCAUACUAAUUGAAAAAUUCACCUCCAUCAUAUUUCCACUUGUAAAUUUUAUUUCCACUUCCACGCAAAAUAAAAAAAUGGAAACAAAAUUCCUCAUACUCUUCCAAUGUGUGCCAACUGGAUUAAGAAUGAGUUAGUUGCACUAUUAUGUAAAUCCCUCAAGUGGGGUGGGAUAUUAUCCUCUUAAGCCAGAGUGUGGGUUCGAAUCCCGGUCUUGACACUUGUGUCCUUGAGCAAGAUACUUUACUAUAAUUGCU
Molecule: messenger RNA, 2408 nt
Organism: Asterias rubens (European starfish)
Lineage: Eukaryota; Metazoa; Echinodermata; Asteroidea; Forcipulatida; Asteriidae
Product: alpha-(1,3)-fucosyltransferase 5-like
Exons: 3
Coding region: 331-1704 (457 amino acids)
Cellular component (GO): membrane
Molecular function (GO): alpha-(1->3)-fucosyltransferase activity
Source: RefSeq, a predicted model, not a curated record